Messenger RNA from Galeopterus variegatus (Sunda flying lemur), 1557 nucleotides. It is a transcript of the gene NKX2-6, whose product is annotated as NK2 homeobox 6. The coding region runs from base 1 to 1557 and encodes 518 amino acids. Gene Ontology annotation, molecular function: RNA polymerase II cis-regulatory region sequence-specific DNA binding; DNA-binding transcription factor activity, RNA polymerase II-specific. Gene Ontology annotation, biological process: regulation of transcription by RNA polymerase II; cell differentiation. The transcript has 6 exons. The record is from RefSeq and is a predicted model, not a curated record. Lineage: Eukaryota; Metazoa; Chordata; Mammalia; Dermoptera; Cynocephalidae. Gene Ontology annotation, cellular component: nucleus.
AUGCUGCUGAGCCGGGCCACCUCCACCCCCUUUUCUGUCAGUUACAUCCUGCAGCUGGAGGGCGAGCAAAGCGGCCCGGCGGUUUCGCCACACCGGGGAGUGCGGAGGAACCCCGACAACUCUCUGUACCUGCGAAUGGCCCCAGAACCGCGAGGGUCAGAUGAUCACCACACCGCUAGUGGCAGCGGCAGCGGCGACAGAAGGCAAGACCUAUCAGAGCCUCCUGGGAAUCCCUGUGAGGCGGACAUGGAGAUGCAAGCGGAACGGGCGAGGGAGUCACAGCUGGGCCUGAGCCGGGCCUCGCCCCUCCGCGGCGGGGCCGGGAUGUCGGGGCCCGGCGUCGGCAACAGCGGCGACAGCACGCGCGGGGGCGGCACGGAGCAGCCCAGGGCGCGCCCUGAUCCCCCGGCCCGCAAGGAUGGCCCAGAGGAAGGUGCGGUCCAGGAGUCUGGGCGUCUGUCCCAGAGCUUGGGUCUGUCUAAGGGGCCUGCAACUGCAAAGACGGAAGGCUCAAGGAGCUGCGCUCGGCGGGGACCUGAAUCUGCUCGGCCCCGCCCCUCCGCCUUCGGGAUGCUGCUGAGCCGGGCCACCUCCACCCCCUUUUCUGUCAGUUACAUCCUGCAGCUGGAGGGCGAGCAAAGCGGCCCGGCGGUUUCGCCACACCGGGGAGUGCGGAGGAACCCCGACAACUCUCUGUACCUGCGAAUGGCCCCAGAACCGCGAGGGUCAGAUGAUCACCACACCGCUAGUGGCAGCGGCAGCGGCGACAGAAGGCAAGACCUAUCAGAGCCUCCUGGGAAUCCCUGUGAGGCGGACAUGGAGAUGCAAGCGGAACGGGCGAGGGAGUCACGAGCCUGGAGAUCAUUAAACUUUGCUGUGUUCGCGAAGAAGCUGGUGAGUUUUCUGCAGCGGACUCUGAACGCUAAACUCCCUCUGCGCUGCUCCGCCAACUGGGCGUUCACUUCGGCUUUGCUGAGAAAGGGUCGCGCUCUUCCGACUACAGCUGUCGCUUCACAGCCGUCGCUUCACAGCCGAAGAGCUGGGCCUGAGCCGGGCCUCGCCCCUCCGCGGCGGGGCCGGGAUGUCGGGGCCCGGCGUCGGCAACAGCGGCGACAGCACCGGUACCUGUCGGCGCCCGAGCGCGAGCACCUGGCCAGCGCGCUGCAGCUCACGUCCACGCAAGUCAAGAUCUGGUUCCAGAACCGGCGCUACAAGUGCAAGAGGCAGCGCCAGGACAAGUCUCUGGAACUGGCCGGCCACCCUCUAGCGCCGCGCCGGGUGGCGGUGCCAGUGCUGGUGCGCGACGGCAAGCCCUGCCUGGGCCCCAGCGCGCCCGCCUUCCCUGGCCCCUACGGAGCGCCGGCGACCCCCUAUUCCUGCUACGGCGGCUACUCGAGCGCCCCCUACGGCGCGGGCUACGGCAGCGGCUACUCAGGCGUGACCCCGGGCCCAGUGCCACCCACACCCCUGGCAGGAGCAGGCUUCGGCCACAGCGGCCCGAGCGCCACCCCGCAGAGCCAUCUGCCUGCCACAAUGCAGGGCGUCAGGGCCUGGUGA